GUCAUCGUACGACAGGGAAACAUGCAGUUUGUAUAGUCCCGUUUUAUGUAUACAGGGACGUGUACAACGUCGUUGUACAGUUCAGGUCUCUUUACCGCAGUGAUGUUGUCUUAUACGCUUUACUCCACAACCUAAAACGUGUUUUAAUAUCAUUUUUUAAAAUGUUUGUCAAACUGAAAUUAUUUGACUGAUAUUUCCUCGUAUAAAAACCCCAAAUUUGUCUUCGUUCCUGUAAACAAUGUUUUCAUGUUCAGCGUCAGAAAUAUCUUCUUUACUUUUCCUCCAAAGAUGCAUCUUAAUGAACAGCUCACCUUCAUAACCUCAUGAGCAUAUGUGAUGAUACUAUAUGUGCAUUCUGAUGUCUCUCCGUCGGCCCUCGCGAGCUCUUGAACGUCACGCGUGUGUUUCCCUUCAUUUGGGGAAGUCUGCAGACGGGUCACGAGGAUUGUGUCGUCCUCUCUUCCAGCACAAAGUGGGGAACAUGACGGUGGACUUGGAGGCGCCCGCCUCGCCGGAGGCCUCCGCCAUCCGGUGCCGAGACGUGUGCCGGUCCUACGGCAAGAUGAAGGUCCUCAGCAGCCUCAACCUGACUGUACCGCAGGGACACAUUUACGGCCUGCUGGGGCCCAGCGGGUGUGGGAAGACCACGCUGCUGAAAUGCAUUGUGGGAAGUCUGAAAAUCUCGCGGGGUCACAUCUCCGUGUUGGGGAAGCCGCCCGCGUACCCGGGACACGACGUGCCGGGGAAGAUGGUCGGGUACAUGCCGCAGGAGCUGGCGCUGUACAACGAGUUCACCAUCAGCGACACGCUGACCUUCUUCGGCCGCGUCCACGGCCUGACGGCGAAGGAAACCCGGGCGCGCAUGGACUUCCUGGUGGACUUCCUGGACCUACCUCAGAAGCACAGCCUGGUCCGAAAUCUCAGCGGCGGGCAGAAGCGACGGGUGUCUCUCGGCGCGGCUCUGCUGCAGAACCCCGAGCUGCUGAUCCUGGACGAGCCGACCGUGGGAGUGGACCCCGUCCUCAGGGCGAAAAUCUGGCAGCACCUGGUGGAGAUCGUGAAGACGGGGAAAGUGUCCGUCAUCAUCACCACGCACUACAUCGAGGAGGCCAGGCAAGCCAACGUGGUGGGCCUCAUGAGGAACGGGCGCUUGCUGGCUGAAGGACCUCCAGACGCCGUCAUGAAGCAGCACAAUGCAACAACCCUGGAGCACGCCUUCCUGCAGCUGUGCGAGACGUCGGACCAGGUGGGCUCCAAGCCGGGGUCCAGCCCCCCGGGGGGGCCGCUGGGGAACAGCCUGUCCUUCGAGAGCGGCCGGGACGAGAGCCGGCCGAUUCUGGCGGUCGGACCGGAAGCCCCGACGUAUUCAGCGGACUGGAAGGUGAGAGCCCGGCACGUUGUUCCCAAGUGGAGGAACAUCUCGGCCCUGAUGAUCAAGACCUUGGUGCGGAUGAAGAGGAUGCCGGGCUCGCUGUGCUUCCAGUUCUUGCUGCCCGUCAUCCAGGUCUCUCUGAUCUGCUUGUGCAUCGGAGGAGACCCCAACGGGAUCCAGGUGGCCGUGGUGAACAACGAGACCUCGCCCUCCGCUUACAGCCGGUCGCUGCUCUCCUUCCUGGACAACUCCAGCGUGCAGCAGGUGCCCUUGUCCCACGCGGACGCCUUCGACGGGGUCCAUAACGGAGAGUACUGGGGCGUCGUCGGCUUCGGACAGAACUUCACCAGCUACCUGAACAAAAGGAUGAUGCAGCGGCAGGUCUCCAGAGAGGUGGUGGACGGAGGAUCGGUGCACGUCUGGCUGGACCUCACCAAUCGACAAAUUGCCUUCAUGCUGCAGAAGAAGCUACACGAGGCCUUUCAGACUUUUGUGGAUAAUAAAUUGGGGAGUUUCUCGUACCUGGUCGCGUUGCCAAUAAAGUUUGAAGAGCCGAUCUACGGCAGCCUCAACACAGACUUCACCACGUUUGUGACCCCGGGAGCUGUUCUCAGUAUCACCUUCUACCUGGCCGUGGGUCUGACCGCGCUCUCCUUUGUCCUGGAGAGGAAGGAGGGGCUUCUGGACAGGUGCUGGGUCGCAGGCGUGAGCUCUCUGGAGACGAUGCUGGCUCACCUCUUCUCUCAGCUGUUCGUCAUCAGCGUUCAGAUCGUCCUGCUGCUGCUCUUCAUCCUGCUCGUCUUCAAGCUGCCUAAUGAAGGCUCCUUGACGCUGGUCGUCGUCCUCAUCGUGCUUCAGGGCAUCACCGGCAUCUCGUUCGGCCUCGUCAUCUCAGCCGCGAUCGACGACGAGCAGAGCGCCAACCAGGCCGCCCUGGGGAUCUUCUACCCCAACCUCAUCCUCUGUGGUAUCAUCUGGCCGGUGGAGUGUAUCCCGUAUCCUCUGCGCUACAUCAGCAUGGCCCUCCCUCAGACCUACGCCUCCGAAGCCCUUCGCUGCAUCAUGUACAGAGGUUGGGGUCUGUCUCGGAUGAUGGUGUGGCGAGGCUUCGCCGUCACCCUGGGCUGGAACACGGUCUUCCUCGUCCUGGCCACGGUCAUCUUGAAGCUGAGGACGUGACGGCCUCUCCGCCUCCUCCUGGCCCCCCCAUGACCCCUCCUCCCCAUCUCGUCCGUGGAUGAGUUGCAAAGCGACCGUUGAGAGAAAUUUCAAAAUGCCGCACGUAGAAGUACAGAAGACAUAUUUACGUGAUACUCCAUGUCAAGAGAGGACAUCGUGCAGCUCGUUGGAACCUCAGAACAGCACCAACUCAGGGUGGCGUGUUCUCAACUGGUUCGCCUUCGCUCUUAACGCCAACGGAGAGAUUCAAUGGGGAGUAAACCAGUUCAGCUGGAGGACGAAGGUCUCGUCCGCACAGUGGUUUUUCUUCUUUUUUUUUUAUCGCUUUAUAUUUCUGCUCCAGAGAGAAGUUGUAUGUAAAUGUAAAAAUGAGUCUGAGCACAAAACAUGUGAAAUCACACAUAUACAUAUAUAAUAUAUAUAUAUAUAUAUAUAUAUAUAUAUAUAUAUAUAUAUAUAUAUAUAUAUAUAUACAGCGUCGGUAUCAUCUCAACGCUUUAGUAAGUAAAGGUUCGGACAUUAUUUGGUAAUAUAUAUCCUUUUUAUUUUUAAAUUGGGUAUUACAUCUCUGUGGUGAUUUAUUUAAAUGUAGAGUUGUAACGAUUUUUAUCUUGACUUGCACAUGUAUAUAAAGAAUGUCUAUGUUUAAAUUAUAAUACAUAGGAAGGAUAUGAGUCGCCAAAGUAAAACUUCCUGUAAGAAUGAAUGAUUUUAAAUAUUUACAUGAAUUGCAAUUAUACAGUAUUAUAAAUAUAUCUAAUUACACAAGUUAUUUUUUAAACUAUUCCGCCCUUAUGAUGCCACUCGGAGGACUGAGAGCGUGAUUCAUGUUGACGGGGUUUGAAGAAGGCGGGAUGUCACAUGCUUACGUUCACCAAUCAGACUUUAAAUGGAAAUCCGUAACGUAAAUAAAGGACCCAGGACCCAGGAAGUCAGCGUCAUCUUGUCACAUGACUUUACUUAAAGGGGCAGUGUGCAGGUUGCGGUGUCAUCUAGUGGUGAGGGUGAAGAUUGCAACCAAUUGAACACCCCUUCCUCCUCCCUUUCAAAGGUAAUGCGAUGUUACACAUCGGGGUUAUAAAUGAUUUGCUGCAACUCACGUUACCUCAGUUUUUAAAACGUGUUGGAGAAUUACUGCGGCCUUCAGGGAACGUAGAAGACAUGAAGGUCUCUCUAGAGCCAGUGUUUGGUUUAUUAAAAACAUGGAGGAGCAACAUGGCGGACCCCGUGAUGAAGACCCACUCCCGAUGUAGAUUUAAAGGGCUCUAUACACUAAUGAAAACAUGGUUACGAAUAUUAUAUUAUAUUUCUGUUGAUAGAGCCCUGGGAAUGUUACACACUGGCCCUUUAAGUAACGCCAUUUCUGUAGUUGUUUUAACCCAAACUGGUGCAUGUGUGUCUCUCUGUAGGUGAAGGUAAAGAUCAUGGUUUUGGGUAAAGAUAAGUAUGUUAAUCACGGAGGUUUUCUCGAGGGGGCGUGUCAUGUUGUAAAGUGGGCGUGUCUAACCCGUGUGUUAAACCUAACAAAGUAGUUUUUUGUUGAGUUGUCGCCGUGUUGCUGGACAUUUAUAGGCAAACGUUAACCAAAAAAAAGAACAUUUCGUAAUACAUCAUCUGAACCGUUGAAAGAGGAUUCGUUGUUUAAUUGAGCAAUUAAAAAAACGUCAAUAAACAGUAUCAGAAC
Molecule: messenger RNA, 4235 nt
Organism: Cyclopterus lumpus (lumpfish)
Lineage: Eukaryota; Metazoa; Chordata; Actinopteri; Perciformes; Cyclopteridae
Gene: abch1
Product: ATP-binding cassette, sub-family H, member 1
Exons: 19
Coding region: 347-2551 (734 amino acids)
Cellular component (GO): membrane
Molecular function (GO): ATP hydrolysis activity; ATP binding; ABC-type transporter activity
Source: RefSeq, a predicted model, not a curated record